Messenger RNA from Colossoma macropomum (tambaqui), 1054 nucleotides. RefSeq names its product low choriolytic enzyme (gene hce2l2). Gene Ontology annotation, molecular function: zinc ion binding; metalloendopeptidase activity. The record is from RefSeq and is a predicted model, not a curated record. NCBI's taxonomy places the organism in Eukaryota, Metazoa, Chordata, Actinopteri, Characiformes, Serrasalmidae. Gene Ontology annotation, biological process: proteolysis. The transcript has 8 exons. The coding region runs from base 227 to 1054 and encodes 275 amino acids.
UGAGCUGUAGAUGUUUUAGGCUGUAGGUGUUUUGAGCUGUAGGUGUUUUAGGCUGUAGAUGUUAGCCGUGACUCUGACUCUGACAGUAGGUUUAAAGGUGUUGAUUAGCUCAGCUCACUCAGCUGUUCUGAGCUCAUGGAGGAGUUAAUGAUCAGGUUUCUGUGUUGUGGAAAAGGUUAAAAGGUUUGGGUUGAACUCCAGCAGACACUCUAGCACCUCAGACACCAUGAGUUCAUCAGCCUUCAUCAUCUUCAUCUUCACUCUGCUGCAGGGCUUUGCUCUGAGUACUAAGAAUUCUGAGGAGUUCAAUGCUGGAACCACAAAAGGUUCAGAUAAUAUGAAGAACAGUGUGAAAACUGCAAUGGACACCAUCAUAACAGUGAAUGACGAUCAGGAAGUGUUCGCGGUGGACGGGGUCAGAAUCAGAGAGGGAGACAUCGCUGUGUCCAGACACAAUGAGAGGAGCUGCUUCGCACAGAGCUGCCUGUGGAAUAAGUCUGUGGAUGGUCAUGUUUAUAUAGCCUACACGCUCUCGCCGCUCUACAGUGAGCUGGAUGAGAGUGGAAUAAAGCGAGGGAUGAAGCUGAUAGAGAGAGGGACGUGUGUGCGCUUCGUUCCUAAAACACAUGAGAAAGAUUACCUGGACAUUCAGCCCAAAUCAGGGUGCUGGUCGUAUUUCGGCGCCACUGGGGGCAGACAGGUUCUCUCCCUGCAGACUCCAGACUGCGUGGGUGCUGCGGUGGUCUCUCAUCAGCUGAUGCACGCUCUGGGCUUCCUCCACGAGCAGUCCCGUGCUGACCGUGACAAAUACAUCAGCAUCCUAUGGAAAAACAUUUGGAAAGAUCGCCUGAGGAACUUUGAGAGGUUCAGAAUAAACAACAUGGACACGCCAUACGACUACGGCUCCAUCAUGCACUUCGGAAAGUAUGCGUACUCCGAGGAUGGGAAUCCCACUAUCGUCCCAAAGCGGAACCAGAGCGCGAGGCUGGGACAGGCCCUCGGUCCCAGUAGACUGGACAUCAUUAAAAUCAACAAACUGUACAAGUGUGAUUAA